GCCGCCGUCACUGGGCAGUCAUGACCGAGAAGAUCUAUGAAGAGCGUCGCUCCUCCCAUGAGCUGGCUGUGCAUAACAACAGCUCCAGAGACGUUGACAAGUUCCGCCAUCUUCUGAACACCAAUCCUUCGCUCCUCGGAUGUGCCAACUGUGUCCUCGAGUUCCGUGAGAAUGUUGAUCCGGUCACGAAGAAACGACUCGGUAGCUUCAAGGUGAAGGCCCGUGCAGGCCGCCCGGAAGACUAUGUGUCGUCGUCGACGCACCACGUCUACCUCAAGUACGAGAAAUACCCCAUCGAGCUUCGCGAGGCCAUGGAGUCCUUCAUCAACCAAAUCUUGCCCAUCGAGCAUCAGCGCAAGUACAUUAUGCACCGCUUUGCCUCGUGCUUGAAGGGUGUCUUGAGCGAGCAAGUCUUUACGCUUCUCCAGGGCAAAGGCUCCAACGGCAAGUCCAGUCUGAUCCGAUUCCUUCGCCGCGCUACCGGGGAUUACUUCAAAACCUGCAGCGUUUCCCUGUUUACGGAGAAGAGGGGGGAUCCGUCAAGACCGUCGCCCGAUCUCCUGCGCCUGAUCGGUUCGCGCAUUGUCGUUUGUCAGGAGCCCAACCGAGACGAUACUUUGCUCCUAGGAACGCUCAAGUCCGUCACCGGUGGUGACAUCAUGACCGGUCGCCAGCUCUUUGUCAAUGACGAAGUCGAAUUCCUACUUGCCUGCGGCUUCUUCAUGAUGUGCAAUGACAUUCCCAAGAUCGAUGCGAGCACACAGGACGAAGGAACGUGGAGACGGCUGAUUAUUGAAAAGUUCAGCAGCACCUUUAUCCCUCCAAACCACCCGACACGCAUCCCCGAUCCCGACAACUAUGUCUUUGCCGGCCGCAGCGAUGUCGACGAAUCCAUCAUCUCCUGGGCGCCCAUGUUCCUGAGUUACCUGGUCGAGCAGCUCAAGCGCCCGCCUCCUCCUUUGCCGCAAGAGUUCCAGAAGACGGUCGACGACAUCCGAUGCCAGAACGACACUGUGGCCCAAUUCAUCCAAGAGUGCGUUAACAAGCAGGCAACCCGAGACCAUAGCCCCGAUCGCAUCGCAUUCCACCGCAACGACGUCUGGAACAAGUACUCGAGCUUUAUGCGCAAUCGCAACAUCAGAAUCAACAGCACCGGGCAGGCCUUUAGCAAGUUCUUUGCCAAAUUCGAGGAGCAGCUGGGAAUCCAGGGACGAGACCAUGAGGGAGCCUUCGUCUAUGACUUGGUCGUUACCGCGGCGGUCUGGGACUCGCUCUAGUGUGUGUAUGUGUUUUCAGUAAUUUCAGUGCCAAUGUUAAAG
Molecule: messenger RNA, 1319 nt
Organism: Polychytrium aggregatum
Lineage: Eukaryota; Fungi; Chytridiomycota; Chytridiomycetes; Polychytriales
Exons: 1
Coding region: 21-1277 (418 amino acids)
Source: RefSeq, a predicted model, not a curated record